This is a messenger RNA of Esox lucius (northern pike), 899 nucleotides long. It is a transcript of the gene bik, whose product is annotated as BCL2 interacting killer. The coding region runs from base 117 to 608 and encodes 163 amino acids. The record is from RefSeq and is a predicted model, not a curated record. The transcript is spliced from 6 exons. NCBI's taxonomy places the organism in Eukaryota, Metazoa, Chordata, Actinopteri, Esociformes, Esocidae.
AGGACGCGCCAAGGAUCCCGGAUUGCACUCACCAUACCGUAAUUGUGUCAAGAACCUGAAAACAAGAUUAAAGGGCGCUGCUGGCGGCGUCUACUUUAAUCAAAUUAGAAAACAAAAUGGUGGAGCACAGAACAGAGCCAAGCCGUGUAAUGUCCCUCCGGGCUGGACCUGGUGAAAUGGACAUCACCAUGUCUAAUCAAAAUCUCAGGAUCCAUGCCAGAGCUGUCCAGACUAUAGGACGCCAGCUAGCAGAGAUAGGGGACAGACUGGACCGUGAGUGGGCAGAGAGACGGGCUAACCAGUGGACUUGGAAUCCUCUGGAAGUGACAUGGCCUGUCUAUACCCUGACUAGAAACAUCUACAGGGGGAUACAAGGACAUCUUUGGGGUCUGAAGAGUUUGUCUGGUGUGGUCAAAGCCUGGUUGGCCUCAACUGUCCACCAUCAGGGUACGCGAAGGGUAGAGGCCUGGGCAGCCUGGGUUUCCAGUAUUCAACCCGCAAUCUGCCCUGUUUGGGCCAAAGCAGUUCUGGCCACUGUGGCACUGGUGGCCACGGCAACCAUUUGCUCAGCAUUGUGGGAAGAGUGGAUUGGCGAGAUGUUGCACUAAAGGGCCCUGAGCUGGACAUCAGGCUACACCGUUGUGUUAUUGAUAACUUCCCAAUGGAGUUUGGUUAAAAAAUAUAUUUUUAAGAUUUUCAUUCAUUAUAUUCUUAUGAAGCGUGCGUGUUCUGAAUUGUAUUUGAUGUGCUGGGUCACAUCAGUUUUUUUUUCUUAAAAAUGAAUAUGUGGUUAGAAGACCGUUGCUGGUCUGCGGUCUUUCCUUUAAAAAUAGCAUCCCUUACUGGUAGACAGAAACAAUAAUUAAAUUGAUUUUUUUUUUAAUCACAAUAAAAUUAAA